Messenger RNA from Penicillium diatomitis, 939 nucleotides. RefSeq names its product extracelular proline-glycine rich protein. The transcript is spliced from 2 exons. The record is from RefSeq and is a predicted model, not a curated record. Lineage: Eukaryota; Fungi; Ascomycota; Eurotiomycetes; Eurotiales; Aspergillaceae. Bases 1 to 939 code for a protein of 312 amino acids.
AUGAAGUUCAACAUUUCGUUCGGCCUGGCUGCCGGCAUGAUUCUGGCUCCUGUUGCUCAUGCUCAAGAUCCUUUCGGCAACCCGCAAGGUGCCACUCAAACGUAUAAUGCUGCACCCUCAUAUGCCACCCCGAGCAGUGCUGAUGGCGGCAUCGUCCAGUCGCUCGGCAGCCAGCUCUCCGGCAUUUUCCCCUCCAGUACCCCUAGCAGCAUGACUCCCAGUGGUGGCUAUAGCUAUGGAGGAUACCCCUCCUCUAGUGCCUUGCCCUCAGCCAGUGCCCAUCCCAAAGGCGGUCACCAUGGUAAGGGUGGUCACCACGGCGGCCAAGGUGUUCAGGGUGGCCAGGGCGGUGCCUCUGCUGGAGGAUUCCAUCCUCCAGGCGGCUUUGGGGGCUUCGGAGGCUUCGGAGGCUCCGGUCAAGGUGGCCAUGGCCAUGCGUCUCCUCCUGUCCCUCCAUUUGGGGCACCCGGAGGCUUCGGCCAGGGAGCUCAGGGUGGUGACAACGCUCCCUCUUUUGGCUCAUCUGGAGGAUUUGGCCAGGGUGGACCAGCUGGUCCAGCCCCGAGUGCUCCGCCUUUUCCUCCUUUUGGAGGUUUCGGCCAGGGAUCUCAGGCUGGUGGCAAUGCUCCCCCAAGUGGUCCAUUCGGAGGUUUUGGCCAGGGUGGCCAGGGUGGUCCAGCUGGCCCAGCUUCUAGUGGCUCUCCUUCCGCUCCGUUCGGUGGUUUCGGUCAAGGUGGUGCAGGUGGUCCUCCUCCUUCUGCUCCUUCCUCUGGACCAUCUGGAGGCUUUAGUCAGGGGGCCAACAAUGAUCCCGUUGCGAUGGGCACUCCUUCUGGUACUUUUGGUGGCUUCGGUGGCCGGGAGCCUGGCGAGACCUCCCAAGGCAUGCAGCAAUUCAAGCGUUUGCACGCCCGCCAGAUUCGGCCCUUCCAAGCCUAA